AUGGGCUUGUUCAAUGUGAAGUUUGACGAAGCGACUGCCGCCGCACCUCUCCAAGACGAGGGCAACCGUGAUACGAAGAAGUAUUCUCAUCCAAAUCAAAGCCCGCGAAACCAAGUCACCCACAGGAAAGACCUUGCCUCAUCUAUACAGGACGAUCUGAGUUUAUCGUCAACGUCGAGUCUUUCGCGCUGGAUAGACCCGAUUGACUGGAAAGAAGAUGAAACCAACUCGAGUUCAGUAGAAGCGGCUUUCAACGAGUCUUUGAGAACCUCGAAUGAUGAUGGUGAUUAUGAGAACUAUUGUGACGCUUUGAAAUAUCUCAAAGCUGACAUCUGA
This is a messenger RNA of Penicillium waksmanii, 336 nucleotides long. RefSeq lists its product as uncharacterized. The record is from RefSeq and is a predicted model, not a curated record. Bases 1 to 336 code for a protein of 111 amino acids. The transcript has a single exon. Lineage: Eukaryota; Fungi; Ascomycota; Eurotiomycetes; Eurotiales; Aspergillaceae.